AUGAAGAGGAGUAUUGAAGCUGCUUCCCUAAGUGGGAAAAGAUACUCUGCCAAAGAAGCUCUUCGGGACACCAUCGACGAAGAGGUAUUUCGAAGACGAGGUACACAAGCGGUGGUCAGCGGGUGUCCUUGUAUCAGACGAGGUACACAAGCGGUGGUCAGCGGGUGUCCUUGUAUCAGACGAGGUACACAAGCGGUGGUCAGCGGGUGUCCUUGUAUCAGACGAGGUACACAAGCGGUGGUCAGCGGGUGUCCUUGUAUCAGUCUAGAUACACAAGCGGUGGUCAGCGGGUGUCCUUGUAUCAGUCGAGAUACACAAGCGGUGGUCAGCGGGUGUCCUUGUAUCAGUCGAGAUACACAAGCGGUCGUCAGCGGGUGUCCUUGUAUCAGUCGAGAUACACAAGCGGUCGUCAGCGGGUGUCCUUGUAUCAGUCGAGAUACACAAGCGGUCGUCAGCGGGUGUCCUUGUAUCAGUCGAGAUACACAAGCGGUGGUCAGCGGGUGUCCUUGUAUCAGUCGACAUACACAAGCGGUGGCGAGCGUGUGUCCUUAA
This is a messenger RNA of Procambarus clarkii (red swamp crayfish), 552 nucleotides long. The record is from RefSeq and is a predicted model, not a curated record. Lineage: Eukaryota; Metazoa; Arthropoda; Malacostraca; Decapoda; Cambaridae.